Molecule: messenger RNA, 9903 nt
Organism: Strigops habroptila (Kakapo)
Lineage: Eukaryota; Metazoa; Chordata; Aves; Psittaciformes; Psittacidae
Gene: DSEL
Product: dermatan sulfate epimerase like
Exons: 2
Coding region: 1460-5110 (1216 amino acids)
Molecular function (GO): sulfotransferase activity; chondroitin-glucuronate 5-epimerase activity
Source: RefSeq, a predicted model, not a curated record
GCACGCAGUCGCAGGCAAGAGGAGCCCGCCCGCCGCCGGAGCACGGCGCGGAGGACCCGCACAUCCCUGUUCCACCGGGGGCGGCUCUGCUAACCGCUCCCCCCCGACACCUCCCCUCCUUCCCUCUUUUCCUCCUCCCUCCCGCCCUGCCUUCUGCUUUCUCUCCCCGCCCCUCCAGAGCCCCAUCCCUGCGAGUUUGCUUCUCUGCCUAUGCCCGCUGCCGCAUCUUCCCCGCCAUCAACUCUGGGGAGCCUCCGGCGGAGGGCAGGGACCCGAAGUUGCGGACAGAUCGGGGCAAACUAGCGGCAACGCGGAAGGGGCCGGAGCCGAGCACAGGCCGGCCCAGCAGAGGCAGCACGCCGCAGUCCCCCGGCAGGGAGCUAGCCCCGCGCGCCGGGCCGCGCUGGCGGGGCAGAGCGAGGCGGCAGCUGCCAGCUGCCCCAAGCCCCCUCCCCGGCCCUCGCCGGAGCCGCUGCGAAAGAACCAGCACACAAAGUGGAAGAAAACCUGAAACUGCUCUUUUAACAAAAAAGUCUUGGCUGUCUGCCUCUUCCACAUGUUUUCCUUUUGCUUCAUAAUGGAAGGAGCAGGAUUAUCUGAAUCAUUAAAGCAAAAUUUGGGCAUCAUUGGCUGAAGAUAACAUGAAAGAAGACUUGAAAAUAUGUCGAUGCUCUGUGACUACUAAUUCAGAUGCACUUUCUGCAGCCAGAGGGGAAUAGUUGUUAAAAGCACAGGAGUUUCCUUGAGAGGAGCACACGGAGAAGCUAUGUUGAUGUAUUUUUUUUUUUAUUAUUAUUAUUUUCUUUCGUUCGCACUCUCUCAUGAGUCUCAAAAAGAAAGAUGAAAACAGAGUGUGUGGAAAUUGAGAUAAGGUGAAGACUGAAGAAAGUAACUUCAGUUUUCGAGUCUGUUUUCCAAGUGCUGUAAAUCCCCUAUUUCGUCCAAUAUAACACAUUGUUCUGAAUAAAUUAUAUCAUUUUGUGAUCAGUGGAGUUUUUGUCGGCUCUAGAAGUGGAAUUUGACCUGAUUGAAAGCUCUUUAAAAAAAGUGAAUGUAUGACUCUGAUUCCUUUUUUCAAGUGAAGUUUUUCAAGUUACCGAGAGGGUGUUUCGGUCUCUUACUGUGCAUUGUCACAACCUGUGUUUUAUAUGCAUAUCUUAGAGAUUUUACUUCUUUCUUAAUUUUAGUAGUUGUGCUGUAGUAUUGUGUUUGAGACAAGUGUGAACAGACAAGGCACAUGAGAUUUAAUUUUUUUAGAGCCUUGUUAUUUCAAUGUUGUAGCUCAGAUGACAAGUAAUCUGAGUAUCUGUUAGCAUGCACAGUACACGCUAAGUCUUUUCUGCUAAAAAUAUGCCUUAAGAUGUUUGGUUUUAUACUUAACUGGAUCAGAGUGUGAUAUCUGUACAUUGUAUUUUGUUAGGAAAUGCAUGCCUGGGGACGAGGUACUGCCUAAUGGAUCAUGGCUCUGAUGUUCACGGGGCAUACUUUAUUUCUGGCAUUAACGAUAUUUGCUGUCUUCACUUUUGAAGAAUCUGUAAGCAAUUACUCUGAUUGGGUGACUUUUGUAGAAAAUAUAGAUCAAUAUGAAAAACAGCAACGUGAAGGUCUCAGUGCUAAGCAGAAGCCGAAAAAAGCAGUUCUUCAUCCAAGCUUGUAUUUCGAUGCUGAAGAUGUUCAGGCACUGAGGCAGAAGGCUCAUACAAGCCAUUCACAUCUGUUUAGAGCCAUCAGAAGUGCAGUGAUAGCUAUGCUAUCCAACCCAUUAUACUACCUACCUCCACCCAAGCACGCUGAUUUUGCUGCAAAGUGGAAUGAGAUUUAUGGUAACAAUCUGCCACCUCUAGCAUUUUAUUGUUUGCUGUGCCCUGAAGAUAAAGCUGCAUUUGAUUUUGCCCUAGAAUAUAUGGAUAGAAUGGCUGGCUACAAAAACUGGUUGGUUGAGAAUGCACCUGGAGAUGAAGUGCCACUCGGUCACUCCCUAACAGGAUUUGCCACUGCUUUUGACUUCUUGUAUAAUUCACUGGAAAAUGAGAGAAGGCAAAAAUACCUGGAGAAGAUAUGGUCCAUAAGCAAGGAAAUGUACGAGUACUCAAAGGUUCGUGCCUGGGGAAAGCAGCUUCUCCAUAACCACCAAGCAACCAAUAUGCUUGCUUUGCUUAUCGGGGCUUUAGUUGCAGGGGUGGACAAAGGAUCUCAGGCAAAUAUUUGGAAACACGCUGUUGUUGAUGUGAUGGAGAAAACAAUGUUUCUGCUCAAUCAUGUUGUAGAUGGGUCUCUGGAUGAGGGAGUAGCUUAUGGGAGUUACACAGCCAAGUCAGUAACCCAGUAUGUUUUCCUGGCCCAGCGCCACUUUGAUAUUAACAACUUGGAUAAUAACUGGCUCAAGAUGCACUUUUGGUUUUACUAUGCCACCCUAUUACCAGGCUUUCAGAGGACUGUGGGCGUAGCAGAUUCUAAUUACAAUUGGUUUUAUGGUCCUGAGAGCCAACUGGUUUUCCUGGAUAAGUUUGUCUUGAAGAAUGGAGCUGGCAACUGGCUGGCACAGCAGAUUAGAAAACACAGACCCAAGGACGGGCCGAUGGUUCCAUCCACUGCACAGAGAUGGAGCACACUACACACUGAAUUUAUAUGGUAUGCUGCUGAAAUCACUCCUCGGCCACCUCCUGACUAUGGUAGUGCUAAAAUGCAUGUGUUUCCUAACUGGGGAGUUGUUACUUAUGGGGCUGGGUUGCCAAACAGUCAGACAAACACCUUUGUGUCCUUUAAGUCUGGAAAACUUGGUGGACGUGCUGUCUAUGACAUUGUUCACUUUCAACCAUAUACCUGGAUUGAUGGAUGGAGAAGUUUCAAUCCAGGACAUGAACAUCCUGAUCAGAACUCUUUCACUUUUGCUCCCAAUGGACAGGUGUUUGUAUCUGAGGCUCUUUAUGGACCUAAACUCAGCCACUUGAACAAUGUCUUGGUCUUUGCACCAUCUCCUACAAGCCAGUGCAACCAGCCUUGGGAAGGACAGCUUGGUGAGUGUACCCAGUGGCUGAAGUGGAUUGGUGAUGAGGUUGGAGACUCAACUGGAGAAAUUGUAACAGCCUCGCAGGCUGGAGACAUGAUGUUUGUGAGUGGUGAGGCGGUAUCCGCUUACACAUCAGCAAUGAAAUUGAAAAGUGUGUAUCGUGUUUUGCUGCUCUUAAAUUCUCAGACAUUGUUAGUAGUAGACAAUAUUGAAAAAGAGGAAGACUCUCCUGUUAAUUCUGUCAGUGCCUUUUUUCAUAAUCUGGACAUUGAUUUUAAAUACAUACCCUAUAAAUUUAAGAACAAAUACAAUGGAGCUAUGAUGGAUGUGUGGGAUGCCCACUACAAGAUGUUUUGGUUUGAUCAUCAUGGGAGUAGUCCUGUUGCUAGGAUACAGGAGGCAGAACAAGCUGCUGAAUUCAAAAAGCGAUGGACUCAGUUUGUAAAUGUUACCUUUCCAAUGAAAAACACACUUACAAGGAUUGUUUACCUUUUCUAUGGCCCUUAUGUCAAUGUUUCUAACUGUAGACUCAUAGAUAAUGCAAAAGCUGGAUUUCAGAUUUCGCUCAGUGUCAACAACACUGAAAAUACUAUCUCUGUUGUGACUGAAUAUCAGAAUUUAAAGACAAGGUUCGAUUACUUGGGAUUUGGUGGUUUUGCCAAAGUAGUUCAUGAAAACAAAGUGACCAAGUUUGGUCUAGGUACCGAAUCUGUGAAAAAACAGAUAAAAAAUAAUAGGGCAGUUUUCCCAUUUGGAUUCAAAGUGAACAUAAUUGCAGGGUUAAUUUUGGGUGUUAGUUUGGUCAUACUGGCUUUUCAGUGGCGGUUUUACAUAUCCUUUGGUAAAAUGUUGCGUUGGAUCCUGAUACUGGUUAUCACACUGUGGCUUAUUGAAUUGGUGGAUGUGUGGAGCACGUGUACUCAGCCCAUCUGUGCAAAAUGGAGCAGUGGCAUAACAAAGCUAGAACAUGAUGAAGGCAAUAAAGCCAAACAAUUAGAAGGAAACCCUGUUGUUUUGCCAGAUGUUAUCAUUACUUCACUUCCUGCUUCUGGUGCAGAAAUUUUAAAACAGCUGUUUUUCAAUAGCAGUGAAUUCUUAUACAUCAGGAUACCUACACCCUAUCUCGAAAUUCCUGAGACUGAAUUUGAAAUUGAUUCAUUUGUAGAUCCAUGUGAAUGGAAGGUUUCUGAUGUCCAGAAUGGUCAUUUUCGUCUUAUCCAAGGGUGGCUCCAGUCUUUAGUUCGAGGCACAAAGUUACAUUUACAAAACAUUCGUUUAUAUGAAGCCAGCAGAAGUAAAAUUGCUCAGCAUUUUGCCGUAAACAAAGACAAAAAGAAAAGAUCAAAAAAGAGAGAAUCUCUGUCAGAUCAAAGAAGCAGGGCAAGAGGGAGUCAAGAUAAAGAUGCUGAAUAUAUUAGGGAACUAAGAAGGCAUCUCUCCUAUUAUCCUAAUGCACGACCUGUACUUAGUUUAAGUAGUGGGAGCUGGACAUUAAAGCUUCCCUUCUUUCAGGAAAUCCUAGGACCAUCAAUGAGAGCAUUAUAUGUAGUGAGGGACCCACGGGCAUGGAUCUAUUCAAUAUUGUACAAAAAUAAGCCAAACCUUUACUCUUUGAAAAAUGUUCAACAACACUUGGCUGCAAUGUUUAAAUGGGAGAAUGGUAAAGGAAAAUGUAGUUUAAAUGAAGGCUAUGCCUUCGAAUAUGAAUCAUUACGAAAAGAACUUUCAAAUUCAAAUUCAAAUGCAGUUUCUGUGUUGUCUUAUUUAUGGCUGGCAAACACAGCAGCAGCACUGAGAAUAAAUGGGGUCUUGCUGCCAAGAAAUUAUCAGCUAGUCAAGUUUGAAGAUAUUGUGAGCUUUCCUCAGAAGACAGCUGAAACAAUUUUUGCCUUUCUUGGUAUUCCUCUUCCUCCUGCUAGGUUAAACCAAAUAUUAUUUGCCACCUCCACCAAUCUUUUCUAUCUUCCUUAUGAAGGGGAAAUUUCACCAAGUAGCAUUCAUUCCUGGAAACAAAACAUGCCCAAUGAAGAGAUUAGACAGGUUGAAGAUAUCUGUUAUUCUCUAAUGGAUCGCUUAGGAUACCCAAAGUUUAUAGAAUAAAUGCUGCCGGUCAGCAGAAAUUUGCACUAAUGAUCUCUGACUCCUAAUUUGUGGAUAAAUAUUAGAAAAGUUUGUUUAUUCUUGUAAAAUGUGUACAGUCUGCUACUUUCAGAGAGAUUAUUUUAAGAAAACAAUAGUUGUUCUUGCAACUGUGGGGUUUUUUGGUUGGUUUGUUUUGGUUGGGGAGGGGGGAAAUACAACAAAAACUUGUAACUACUUUUGCUGCCUUUCAAAAAAAGCUGUGUGAACAUUUGUAUUACUACCAGCUGGGAACUCUAUAGCUCAGGGGAUUAGUAAUAGAAUAUGGAACUUUUCACCUCCAGCUCACCAGUUAGACCAAGUGGUUAGCUUCUGAAAGUACUUAACAUCUGAUUAUUGUAUGACAGCUUAGAUAAAAUUAAACUGGCUAACCUGGCCCAGUUCCCAAUGGUGAUAAUUAGCCCCCUUGGGCGGGUUUACUAAUGAAUUCUGUCUGUCUCACUGGUCGCUAUAGUGGUGCAAAAAAAACAUAAGCUGAGAUUUCCAUCCCUUCAGCAGGAGGAAACAAUCAGAACAUUUGAGUGAAUCUAGUUCCUUAUUUACAGUCUCAGCAAACAGGCCCAGAACUGGAAUGGACAUGGAUAUUAAAUGUCAUUAUAGGAUAUGGUUCCUUCAGCUCAGUGAUGUGGCACUUAAAUUAGGGUUUGUACUUUGAUGAAUGAGAAGACUUCAUUCUCCAUGCCUGACAAGGUAGUACCCUUUGUGAGCUUGAAGUAAACUAUCUGCAGAAAAAGAAAUGGGACAAAAGCUAAGAAACCAACAAGAUGUCCCAAAUUAGCAAUUCAAUUUGGAGAAGAUUUUGUGUAGUUUUGACCCACCUCAACCUAAAUUAAUUUUGAAGGUUGCUAACAUCUUGGCUCUUUGCACUGCUUUAUCCUUCACCACUUGUUUAAGAGGUUCUGCAAGGAUUUUCUGGUUUUGAGUGAGACUCUUCCAUCCUGCUUUGUUGUAACACAUUUCUCUGCUGAUUCUUGUGCAUAAUUUCUCUGAGACCAGUGCAAAUAUUUGAUGUCAUUGUCAGUGGCUUAUUGUUGAUGUCUGCAUAAAAUGGCAAUCUGAGAUUUAGAAGAUCUUAAAUAAAUUCCAGGUCUGUAUUGCUGAAGGAUGUUUUGCUUUUCUGUAAAAUGAAAUUCUGAAGGACAACCAUUGCUAACCUCAAUGGGUUAGCAAUCCCUUCAGAGAGGGGAGAAAUCUGAAAAUCACGCAUUCCUCAGCCACCUCACAUUUGAGUGAUGUUUUCUUACAGUAAACUAUUUCCAAAGUUGUCUGAUUUUUAUCAUGAUUGGUGUUUCUUUAACAUGGUGCAGUAGUAUGAUAUUGGUUUGGAAACAGACAGGCUUGAUAUGAUAGAUGUGUCUUUGUCACAGCUUAUUUUCUUCUGGAGUCACAAUCUUUGUUUGCGCAUGUCCUUUUAAGAAAAGUUUUCCCAUUUCCCAAUUUAAAUUGCUCAUCAUUCAUUGGAAAUGCAUGCAUAUUGUACAUGUCUGCAGAUGUGUAAAUCAGGUCAAAAAGAGACAUCUGUUUCCUUUACCAUCUGCUUUUUAUUUCAAAUAGAAUUGUGUUGAAAUAUGCUUCAGUUGUUUUGUGGAAGCUGAGAUCAGAGAUGGCUUAUUAUAUUGAAAUAAAUAUGUGUGUAAUUGCUUUUUAUUUGGGUGGUAAGCAUUAGACAAUGGCAUAAGUGCAGUGAAUUUCUUUGUACAGAUUACAGGUACCCUCUCUGAUUUUUUAUAUAAAGGAGUUCUUGCCUUUCCUUCCAACUUUACUAUUAUGUCCCUGUCUUACCCCACUGUCUUGUCCCUCCCGUACAUACAUUUCGCAUCCUUUGGAGCAUGUUGUGAUAUCUCAUUAUGACCUAGAAGUAGCUCUAUCUUGGUCAGUCACUAGAAUGUCAAAAAGCACCUGUAGCAUAAUAAAGCUAUUGAUAUUUUUUGGUUGUACUAACCAUAACUUAGCUGUCAUUUACUAGCAGUAGUUGAUUUUUCUGCCUUCAGUCCUAGGUUUUUCCCCUGGCUAGGUGGAAUGCCAUGUUAAAGGAAAUAUUAAACGAGUUAACAUACACCAACAUGUUAGUGAGACUUUGGUUUCCAAGUAUCAUUCUCUCAAACUGGCUUCUCUCUGAAGCCAUUUUUGAUCAUAAAUUAAAAAAAAAAAAAAAAAAAAGUGGACAUCUGUACUUGACAGAAUAAGUUUCAGCAUUUGCCUUCUAUUUCCAGGAUUUACACUAGAACCAGAACAAAUAAAAAAAGUAUUCUCUGUCAGAUAUUUUAGGGAAGCUGGAGGUAAGAUUCAAGACUGACUGUGUGUUUGUGGAAGUAGAAGGACCUUUAAAUCCCUUCCUAAAAGUGCCAUAUGGAAUGCCACAAGAGCCUAUAAACCAACUUUUUAUUUUUGAGGAGUUAGGAUGGAUGGAAUCAUCUGUUGGGAGUAUCUGUGCUGGUUUUGGAGUAGAGGUUAUCCCAUGCACUGAUGUUCAUAAUAGCAUCAUUGCUGUCAUUAAUUAUAUUCAAGAUUUAGGAGCCAUUUCUUUACUGUACUAUACUUUCCCAGUUCAAAGAAUGUAUAAUCUAUUAUUCAGAUUUCUGUGCAUUGUGUGUUCCUUAUACAGAUGUAGAAAAGUAGAAGAGAACUAUGUUCUUUAUUUUUAGAUCUUGUUGUGAGGGCAAAUGUAUUAUAAUCAUUAUGCUAAAAAUAUGUAAAGGGAAAAGCAGUGUAUUUGAAAACAACAGAGUGAGAAUGCCUAAGGUAUGGCAAAUCUCCAAUUUUCAAUCAAAUAAUUGUUUUGUUGUGUUUUAGAUGAUAAGUUACAUGACCACUUGGCCAAAAUUAGUAGGAGUCAAAUUUAUGUUUGAAUAGUUAAUUUGCCAGAUCCAGAGUUGAAUUUCUGUACAAGAUCCUGAAUUUUGUGUAAAAUGUAUGGCACAACACAAUUUGACAGUGUAAUACUAUUCUGGUAAGUGUUAGAAUGCAAAUCAAACAAAAAACUGACUUCCGGUUUUAUAAAGUUAUUGGUAACUGAUUUGUAAAGCUGCAGUCAUGGAUCAGAUUUAUUUUUUUUAACCAUAAAAAUCAUUUCACUGGCUGUUGAAACUUAAUGAUAUGACUGCUAGGGGAGUCCUGGCUCUGCGGACAGUCAGUUAUUUCCGUUAUUAGUCUUAGAGACGCUAUUUAUUUGAUGAACACAUAAUCUAGAAUAUAAUACUGCAUUUGCUGAAAACAUUUGAAGUGCACUGUUCAAGAUUAAGGAUAAAAAUAUGUUACCUCAAUAUUUCCAGAAGUUACAAAAAUUAGCCCUUUUGUUAGUGGCCUGUAUGUUGGAAUAUUUCAUAAUUAGAAACUAGGAUAUUUAUUUAGGUGGCUUAGAAGUAAUUUAUUAAGAUUAUUUCUUUUUAAUUGCACAUAAAAUUAUUUUCUUCAAGAUGAUAAGUACUGGAUUUUAAUACUUCUAUGAUCAGGGCAUUAUAAUCUUUUCUUCCUUUCUCCAGACUCCCUUUUAGAUUUGGUUCUGACUAAAACUGUUGUUUAAAUCUCGCCAUGAAUGGGCUGUUUCUAAGUGAGGAGUCUGUCUGGAAACUCUUGUAGUCUCAAAUUCCAUUUCAUUGCAUUUCAUUGUGGAAUAUCACAGACUAGGAGUCCAUGAUAUUGGGUCAAAUUAUUGAUCCAUGGAUCAAAUUUGAUCCAUGAUUAUGGAUCAGAUCCCUAAAUUGUGAACUGUUCAGAAUUGGGCUGUAAGUGGAAUGAUUCCUUGCUGAACUCUAUGAAUAUUGUGCCAUUGAUUUCAACAAGGCCAAAAUACUAUCUAUCAUGUAGUAUCAUCAAACUAUUACCAUCUACUUUGCUUGCGUAUUCCAAAACAGCAGAAAUUAUAGAAAGUAAAUAGCUCAGAUCAUCAUGAAAGAUUACUGUUCUUGUUAUUUGAUGAAAAAAUGAAAGGCAUUUUAAUGGUGUAAAAAAAAUAUAAAUUACUCUGUAACCAUAAUCAAAGCUACCUUUAGGCUGUCUGUUAAAUUUAUAAACUCAUAAAAGGAGGUAUAGAAACAAACUUAUUAAAAAUAAUGUACAAAGCACAAUUUCAGAUAUCAGAACUUUGAUUUUCUUUAGUGAAGAGAAAUUUGCUGAAUCGUGAUCUACACUGUUCCCAUAAAGGAUGUGAAUGGGUAAUCUUGCACUCUCUCAGAAAAAACCUAAUAAUGGGAAACUGCUGUUUCACAUUACUGAAAUGAUACUCUAUUAAAUAAAACUAUGCAUCUUUUAAGAUGACAGUAUGCUGAGAGAUUUAUGUGAUUUAGGAGAAUGAAGACGGUCUGAUUUCAUUUACACCUGUCUAACACAGAAUAAUUUCUGAAAGGUUCUUCAUGUAUGCUGGUAUAAAUUCAACGUUUAGUUUACUGUCUUUACUGAGAAAGAUAUUGUGGUGUUUAAGAACAUGACCUGGAUUUGUCUAGCUCACAUUAAGUAAUAUUACUUUCACAGCUAAAUAAGAAACAUUGUCACUCUAGAAUCAGUGGAAAGUGAGUGUUGCCUUCAAAGGCAAAUCAGACAUUGCUUACCCCUUUUUAAAUUCUCAACAGCCAAGGGUGACUCAACCCUUAUUUUAGAUGCCCACUAAAAAAGUCUUAAAUGAAGGGUGAAUUUGGCUUUCAGUGUGUAUGGUCUUAGAUCUAACUAGAUUUCUGUGCCUAAGCAGUUCUAGUACAUACACUGUCCAAACAAAAUUUUGUGAAACAUCCUGCAUAAAAUAAAACUAUUGUUAGUAA